Molecule: messenger RNA, 463 nt
Organism: Gymnogyps californianus (California condor)
Lineage: Eukaryota; Metazoa; Chordata; Aves; Accipitriformes; Cathartidae
Gene: TCTA
Product: T cell leukemia translocation altered
Exons: 2
Coding region: 1-411 (136 amino acids)
Source: RefSeq, a predicted model, not a curated record
AUGGCGGCGGCGGCGGCGGGCUGGCAGGCGCCGUGGCGGGCGCUGGGCGCGCUGGGCCGGGAGCUGGCGGCCGAGUGGGCGGCUCAGGACGUGCGGGCCGCGCUGUGCCAGCUGCUGCUGCUCUGGCUGGGCCUCAGCCUGCUGGGCGUCCGCCUGGCCUGGCGCGCCUACGGCGGGGCGGUGGCCGCGCUCUGCUACCGGACGGGGCCCGCCGCCCGCCGGUCCCCCGGCACCGGCACCGGCCUGGGCCCCGGCACCGCCUCCGGCCUCGGGCCCGGCCCCGCGCCCGCCCGGCCCCGCGCACACUCCCUCUCCCCCGCCGGCCCGGCCGGACGCAACGGCGCCGCCGAGCGGCACUGCCCGCCCCGGGAAGGCCCGGCAGCGGAGCCAGCGAAGACACACCGGGAGUGAGGAGCGCCGGGACCGCUGGGCACUGCCCGCACCAUUAAAGCCCUGUGCCCCA